This is a messenger RNA of Folsomia candida, 2505 nucleotides long. RefSeq lists its product as uncharacterized. The record is from RefSeq and is a predicted model, not a curated record. The coding region runs from base 250 to 1281 and encodes 343 amino acids. The transcript has 6 exons. Lineage: Eukaryota; Metazoa; Arthropoda; Collembola; Entomobryomorpha; Isotomidae.
AUUCCCAUGUAUGAAAGGCUAAACGGCCAACGUCGCACAAACUUGGACAUAUUAAUGUAUUUGUAAUAUGCAAAAGGGGACGUGAUAAUUACAAAAGUAAACUGUCAUUCAUCACCACAAAUUAAAUUUUAACCAGUGAGCACAAUUCCGAAGGUUACGAGUUAGUGGUACAAUUCACACGGGAAAUUACUCAAAGCUCAUUCUUUCAAGUUAUAAGAAAAAAUCCAAAACUGUGAACAUGAUUGAAAAAUGACGGUCUCAAACAAAUCCAUAAAAAAAUCGGAACACUGUUACAAAAACGACAGUAAAUUAUUUCUCAAAGUUUACACCACACUCUCUCUUAUCGCCUCCAAUUUCGAUCCCAUUUCCGGAAUCGAACUGCCCCCAGGUUCCGCCCGUGUCUUGCAGCCUUGGGAAUGUGCAUAUUUGGUGGAUCUCAAGAGCAACACUACUCUCCACACGAUAUACGAAGGAUGGCAAUCUACGCCAAAUUAUUUUCGAUCCGAGAGGUCAACCUUGUCCAAAAGUGUGUUUUAUCCGAGUACUUGGAUUCCCAAGAAGGAGUGCAACAUUACCAUUUGCGGUCUUGAAUUUGGAGAGCGAUAUGGAUGCAAAGAUGUUACGGAGUGGGGCGGAAAUCUUUCUACUUCUGGGGUCGGAUAUGAAAUACACACGACAAAAUGCGUCUGUGAAGAUGGGAUCCCCUGUAGAACGAACUGUUCCAAUAAUGGCUUUGGAGAUCCAAAGAUUUGCGCGACCUUAUAUUCUGAACCAAAUUGCUGGGAUUGUCGACACGUCGGCAUAUCUGUAGAAUUUGACAGCAGUCUCGUCCUUCAUGGUAGUGAUUUAGUGAAAGUUGCACAAUUCCAGAGUUUCCGGUUGAGGCAUGGGUGCACCAUGCAAAUUUUGUAUCUGGACGAAAAUGCCAACAUUUUGGAACAGAUGGAAGACAAAUAUCCAUGGAGUACGGACUGGAAGUUGCAAAAGUUCCUGAGUGAGAAGGUGGACAGCGUUAUUUAUUCCUGUAUUUGCAACUGCGACGUAAUCAACGAUAAAUUUAAUGACGAUUUUAUUAAAAAUUGGACUUGUCAAGCUAAUCGGACCCUGGAGCGGAAGCCCGUCGAAGUUUGCAAGGUCGGGAGAAACCAAUUUAUGAAAAGCCAAUCUACUCCAUCGCUCUUGCCACCGUGUUAUUCGUCCUCCUCAUCUCUGCCAUCAUGCAAUGUAUCCGGCUCUAUUUCAGAAGACGUUCAAAACUCAAAAACCCCUCUUCAAAACUAACCACAAGCUUUGACGAUGUUUUCCACGAGAGCGAAAAAUGCAGCGAAUUUGUCCUCCAAGUUCUCGAGUCUCUGAAACAAUCCGACGUCAUCAUUGAGCCCUUGCAACCCUUCAAGAUAUGGAAAUCCAAUCCUACCCUGAUCCCCUUUCCCCUAAAGAACGGAAAGGGAACGUUCGCCACUGUUUACAAGGCGUCCGAAUUUCACCCAAUUUUCGGUGAGAUGAAAUUUGCCGUAAAGAAAAUCAAUAUAAAUGAAACCCUGCUCACCUUCACGCAACAAAUGCUCUCCUGUUCUCACAAUUUGGAAAAACUUUUGGUCGAGGUUGACAUCUCGAGGGAAUCCAGGCAUGAAAAUAUUUUAAGAUGUUACGACACCUGGAUUGAAGAUGCAAACGGGAUUCUCCUCUCGAGACAAGAACUGGAAGCGAUUUGCAAUCAGUGCAGCGAAUAUGGAUCAGCCUCCAUAAAUCCGAAUCAGUACUUCAUGUUUUUGAAACUUGAGCUUUGUGACUUCACCCUGGAAUUUUGGAUAAUUCGGGCAACCCAGAUUUUUCGGGGGGAUGAAGAAGUUUUUGAUGAGGGAAGUGUUUGUAAAGAUAUUUUGAAGAUAAUGCUGCAGUGCGCGAAGGGCCUGGAAUAUUUGCAUGGGAAGGGUUUCAUUCAUCGGGAUAUUAAAGCCAAUAAUAUUUUUGGAAAGAAUUUUACGGGUGAAAUUUCCUGGAAAAUUGGGGAUUUUGGCUUAUCUGUUCCUGCAUCGCUGGAAAGUGCAAAUUCCUGGCGAACUGAACCCGCAGGAUGUCCAAAGUAUAGAAGCCCUGAAAUGGAGAGGAAUGAUAAGUAUGGCGAAAAAUGUGACAUUUACAGCCUUGGUCUUGUCUUUACCGAGCUCUGCUCCGUAAUUUGGCCACCAUUCGAAAGGAAUCAAGUUUUUCAUGAUUUGAGAUUAGGAGGAGAUAAUUCUAUGGAAGAGGACGAUUUGUAUAUUGAGAAAAUUAUUUUAAAUCUGGCUCAAGGAAAGGGAAAAUUGCUUGUUGGCGUGGUUACCGAUAUGCUGUGUCACUCUGAAGAGAAGAGGAUCAGUGCGAGACAACUUGUUUAUAAUUUAUCUGCGCUAAUAUUUGCAAAAAUUGAGUAAAAGUAAUGAUAAAUAUAUUUAACCAAUCAUCCAAUCAUCAUGACGAUAAUGACUUGAUCUGUUAUUAAAUAAACCAUUGCAAACGAAA